Molecule: messenger RNA, 252 nt
Organism: Iphiclides podalirius (scarce swallowtail)
Lineage: Eukaryota; Metazoa; Arthropoda; Insecta; Lepidoptera; Papilionidae
Source: the annotation of a GenBank genome assembly
AUGCUGGGGAAUGCAAAUGACCUAGUGCGUGGCGCCAGCCACUCGUCUCACCCCAGUGGGUGUUCGUGUCUCGAGUGCGGCCACACCAACGCACGCCAGGGCGCGGUCUUGGACGCACUCGAUAUUUCACACACGAGAGCGUACUUAUUUAAGGGAUCAGAGGUGCCGUCAGCUGAUUUAUUCACGGCGCUCCUCGGCGGUACGGCGAAUGACGUGGACCAGGCUUCGGCGCGGAAUUUAACUGGCAAUAGU